Amoebophrya sp. A120 is the source of this 918-nucleotide messenger RNA. NCBI's taxonomy places the organism in Eukaryota, Dinophyceae, Syndiniales, Amoebophryaceae. The record is from the annotation of a GenBank genome assembly.
AUGUCAGCGCACCACGGUGGUUUUCGAUCUUCGGAAAGUUGUCGUGACAACCGACCUACUGUCAGCAAAAAUGAAAAUCACACGGAAUCUUACGAAGAAGCAGUCAGAGAGCAGGAUACAAACGGACUUGGACCUUCACACUUACGCAACGAACACGGGGGUACUUACUUUUUGUUUUCCGUUCACGCCAAUUUUUUUGUGAAUCUUGCAUGCGUAUGAGCUUAGACAAGAUGCGUUGGUUACGUCGCCUCCACUAGAAAUUGCUAACGCUGAAGUUUUCAUAUCGAUUUUCCACAACGGUGUGCAUUGCAUUGGGAAUCCCAGAUGAAUAUGGCGUCUGAGAUAAAAGACAAAGAAAAAAUUAUCCACAGGUAUUUUACCUUCACUAUGUAUUCCAAGAAUCUCCUGGAAUCGUUCCUGCACCUACGCGAAGAAGACUACCACUUUCCAGAUUCGUCGACCAGAAUCUUCGCGAGGACCAGAUGAUGAUCUUUCAAGUGCAACUCUCUCUUCAAACUACGUUUUAGAAAUGCCCUGCUCACAAUUCUUCUCUCCGGCGACGCCACGAGCGAUCUCUUCGAAAAUUCAACUUCUGAAGAAAAGACAGUGUUGUUUGCGACAGCACGGAAUAACACCGGAGAAGGAUUGCUGUAGAAAAGACCUUACGAUGUUGACGAUGAUCUUGCUGUACCAGCGGAGAAUCGAAUAAAACAACACUUUGAUACAAACGGCAUGCUCUGCACGCAUCUGAUAACGUCAAUCAUGAUAAAAAAAAUUGGAGCUGGAAUGCUACCGAGAUCAAAAGGCUUGUAGUUCAAGACUCUUUACUCGGAUUGUUCCUGGCGCUAAUCAAACGUCUCCAGUAAAUCCAACUACUGGUUUGAAUUGCAAUUUCUACAAGAACUCGAUGACGAAAAU